AAUAGCAGUGCGUCUGCUCAAGCAUAUAACUAAGUUAUAUGACUUAGAAUGGCAUCUCCGAGACGGGAAGAUCUUGGCCGAAGAUCGAGGAGCUGUCAUCAUCUCAAAUCAUCAGAGCUCUCUCGAUAUAUUAGGAAUGUUCAAUAUAUGGGACGUCGUCGAUAAGUUAGCGGCGAUUGCCAAGAAAGAAUUGUUCUACAUUUGGCCGUUUGGCCUGUCAGCCUACCUCGCUGGAGUCGUGUUCAUUGACCGCAGUAAUGCGAAAGGAGCUUACAGACAACUCAAAGUGACCUCCGAAGUCAUGGUAAAAAAUAAGACGAAGAUUUGGUUGUUCCCUGAAGGAACAAGGAACAAAGAUUACACGAAACUACAGCCUUUCAAAAAGGGUGCGUUCAACAUCGCAGUGGCAGCACAAGUCCCCAUCAUCCCCGUUGUGUUCUCACCCUAUUACUUCAUUAAUAAGGAGAAAUACAUUUUCAAUAAAGGUCACGUGAUAAUCCAAUGCCUAGAACCAGUGCCGACAACUGGUCUAACAAUGGAUGACGUUCCAGACCUCAUCAACAGAGUCCACGAGAAAAUGACGAUAGCAUAUAAAGAACUAUCUAAGGAGGUCGUCAGUGCACUACCAGCUGACUACCCCUUCACUCUACUAGGAUAGAUACCACGACUGUUUAUUAUUAGUAUUAGUUUUAAAUAUACGCUAUUAAUUACGAUAAAUAAAUUUAUUAUUUUUAUUAUA
Spodoptera litura is the source of this 739-nucleotide messenger RNA. RefSeq names its product 1-acyl-sn-glycerol-3-phosphate acyltransferase beta. NCBI's taxonomy places the organism in Eukaryota, Metazoa, Arthropoda, Insecta, Lepidoptera, Noctuidae. Gene Ontology annotation, cellular component: endoplasmic reticulum; membrane. Gene Ontology annotation, molecular function: 1-acylglycerol-3-phosphate O-acyltransferase activity. The record is from RefSeq and is a predicted model, not a curated record. Gene Ontology annotation, biological process: phosphatidic acid biosynthetic process.